Mytilinidion resinicola is the source of this 327-nucleotide messenger RNA. RefSeq lists its product as uncharacterized. The transcript has 3 exons. NCBI's taxonomy places the organism in Eukaryota, Fungi, Ascomycota, Dothideomycetes, Mytilinidiales, Mytilinidiaceae. The record is from RefSeq and is a predicted model, not a curated record. The coding region runs from base 1 to 327 and encodes 108 amino acids. Gene Ontology annotation, molecular function: catalytic activity.
AUGUCGCAACUCCUCCCCGGAUUGAACGCGCAAGCCACAAUCACCAUCAAGCCAGAGGACGUCCCUACUUUCCUAAAAGAGCUGCAGCCGAUAUACGAAAAAGUGACUGCAGAACCGCAGUGUAUUUCCUUCGAGGUGUUUCAGUCGACAGACAAUCCUGGCGUCAUCCACCUAGUCGAAAAUUGGACCGAGUCUGUGCAAUGGUUCAUGGAAGUUCAAGCAAAAAAAGAGUAUUACAAGGCUUAUUUUGAGGCGAUUAAGCCACUCUUCGUGGAGCCGCUCAAGUUUCAGAUUUUCAAUCGGCUUCUAUUUUCGUAUAAAGCUUAG